AUAAUAUUAUUCAGUGUACAAUAAGUACUACAUACAAUAAAAUUUAAUUUUAAUGAGCUUCAUUUAGUUGGACACUUUUUUAUUUGUCACUGUUUCAAUUGUGUUAGAUUUAAAUCUAAUAAUGAAUAUAAAAUGUUACAUUUGUUAGGGAAUUAGUUUUUUUCUCCCUAUUCAGCUUAAUAAAAUUGUUUUUAUUGCCCUUUUAACUUAAAAAAACAAACUGCAGAUAAAUAUUUUCGCUUAUAUAUUGAUUUAAUCUUAAAUUUCAACCUGAACUACAUUUUGCAUACUUAUGUUUAACAUUGCUAAUAAACUUUUUCUGCAAUUUUCCAGUGAAGAGAUAGCCGAAGCAGCUUCUUCAGUAAACUCAGCUGUUGGUUUGCCAGAAUUCGAUUGCAUCCACAAAGUGCUGUAUAAAGCGAGAAAUUUGGAGCAGCCAGCACUUCCAAAAAGUGUAGAUGACAUAGUCUGGACUGAGAGAUAUACAAAAACAAAAGAUGGGAAAGACUUCUUGCUCGGUGAUGAUGGGAGCGGAGAAGAUAGGUUAUUGAUGUUUUGCACAACUGAUAAUCUAAAAAGGAUGUGCUCCUCCAAAAAAAUUUGGGCGGAUGGCACAUUCAAGAUUGUCCCCCUCCUCUUUCACCAGCUUUACACGAUCCAUGGAUUGUACGAGAAUGAAAUGUUUCCAUUUGUGUACUGCCUCCUUCAAGAUAAGAAAAAGGAAACAUACAAAAGAUUAUUUCAGAUGAUAAAGGAGGAGGCAGGAAAGGUGGAUGAAAAGUUUUCCCCGGAAAAUGCGAUGUUAGACUUUGAAUUGGCGGCAAUAAAUGCCUUGAGAGAAGAAGUGCCAAAUGUGUCAGUCAAGGGCUGCUUCUUUCAUUAUACACAAAAUAUUUGGAAAAAAGUACAAAAUUUAGGUCUGGUGCCAGCAUACAAACAUGAUCCAAAAACAUAUAAAUGGAUUAGAAGAAUUGCGUCUCUACCGCUAGUACAUUCAGAAAGAAGUUUUUCAAUGGAUAAAAAUGCAAGCUCCCAUCUGUUAUCAACGGGACACAAUGAAUCAAUAUGUAGAGAAAACCUACAUAAAUGCACAGAAUGCAUUGUUUCAGGCGGAUAUAUGGAACCAUUUCAAUAGUGGCAACGACAGAACUAAUAAUUCAGUUGAAGGCUGGCACAAUAAACUAAACAUACGAGCACCAUCUUCUCAUGUUGACAUAUUCUCGAUGAUUUCAAUACUACAGCAAUUGCAGUUUGAAAACGAGGGGCGAAUGAAUAUGCUAGA
Parasteatoda tepidariorum (common house spider) is the source of this 1282-nucleotide messenger RNA. RefSeq lists its product as uncharacterized. The record is from RefSeq and is a predicted model, not a curated record. NCBI's taxonomy places the organism in Eukaryota, Metazoa, Arthropoda, Arachnida, Araneae, Theridiidae.